This is a messenger RNA of Perkinsus marinus ATCC 50983, 348 nucleotides long. RefSeq lists its product as hypothetical. The record is from RefSeq and is a predicted model, not a curated record. The coding region runs from base 1 to 348 and encodes 115 amino acids. NCBI's taxonomy places the organism in Eukaryota, Perkinsozoa, Perkinsida, Perkinsidae. The transcript has a single exon.
AUGGUAAAGGAACAUCAUCAUGGUCAUCAUGUCUCUGUGGAAGUACCCAUCAAUAACAACAACAACAAGGAUAUGGAGGAGGAUGAGGAUGAGGAUGGGAGGAUGCUAAUUAGACAGAAGCCCAAGAUAUCACCGUCUUUCGUCGAUCCAAUGAUAUCAGCAAGUAAAUGUAUUAGAUGUUUGAUAGAUGGUAAUUAUGUAAAUGGCGAUAACCAUGUUGACUAUUAUGAUGUUUAUUUAACUAAUGAUGAUAAAGACAACCGUAUUAAUAAUAACAACAACACCAACAACAACAACAACAACAACAACAACAACAACAAGAACAACAAGAACAAGAACCCGAACUAA